Messenger RNA from Saccoglossus kowalevskii, 760 nucleotides. RefSeq lists its product as uncharacterized. The record is from RefSeq and is a predicted model, not a curated record. NCBI's taxonomy places the organism in Eukaryota, Metazoa, Hemichordata, Enteropneusta, Harrimaniidae. Gene Ontology annotation, cellular component: extracellular matrix.
AUCGAACAGGAUCCUCACAUGACAACUUUCGACGGCGUAAGAUACAACUUCCAGGGUCUGUGUACAUAUGUUCUCACUCAGGACUGUAGUAACAUUCAUGAACCAUCAUUUCAAGUGACUGCUGAUUUCCGUGGGAAAUAUUCUGAGUUACGUUCAAAACCACUAACUCGUAUUAAUGCUGUUGAUGUUUACGUUGAUGGAAUGCAGUUACUGCAAAUACUCAAAAAUGAUCAUUUUCUUAUAAAAGGUCAACUCUUCACCAAUUCAUCUGCUGUAAUUGGUAAUGGACAAGGAACUGUGAAGGUAGAUGAUGAACACGUGUACGUAAAACUGGAUAGUCCCGCUCUAUCUCUGGUUUGGACAAAAGAGACCCAUGGUAUCAAUAUAGCUUUGAAUGGUCCUAAUAUGCGAGGCAAUGUCUGUGGUCUACUGGGAAACGCUAAUGGUGAUCCUGAGGAUGACUUCAUGAAAUCCGACGGCGUUAUUGUAACUAAAGAUGAUAUAUACGAGUUUGGAGAUAGUUGGAUGGUCUCUGGAAGCUGUGAAUAAUGUAACCAUGGAAAGAUCAAAACGUGACGUGAAAUGAGGGCCCGGGACAUACAAUAAGCAUAGUGUUGUUUGGAACAUUAUUAAAUUACUGGUGUCGGGUAAUUGUUAUCACUAAUAUUGAGCAGAAGCACAAAAAGUUAUGUAGUAUAUAUAGAUGUGGUUUAAUUGUUACGGAUAAAGAAUACAUUGAGAUACGGUGCCAUGGUUUAAA